CCAGUCCUCCGUCUCGCGCCCUUCGACGCUGCCUCCUCUUCUGCUCGUUUCUAUUCGAAUCCCUUACAAAACAAUUUUUCUUCCUUGUGUGCUGGGACUUAGGCCGUCAUGGAUUCAGCGGCCUGUAAUGUGAGCGGCAUAAAAGGCCGCCUUCGGUCCAAGUCUUUGCCUGCCUAUAUGGUUGCGGCUUCCGGCGAGGAGUCUUGGAUAUCCUAUGGGGAGGAAGAAGCCGACUUCGCCCUACCGGAGAAUGCCAUGGACCCCGAGUACAAGACCUUCUUAAACAGUCUAACGGUUCAUGGUAAGUCCUAUUUGCUGAAAACAUGGAUGGGAAAUCCACAGCGGCGCAUUAGGUUGAAGUAUGAAGAAGAAUGCAACGAGGAGGGUACAGGGUAUAGCGCUGCGGUCGAUUCUCGAACACGCAGUGGUUCAAAUGAGAUUGCCGAUGCUGAGAAAUGUUUUGAGAGCACGAAAAGGUUAGAACCGGACAGGACAGCAAACAAAAACAGGGUUUUGGAGAAAAAGCGCGAGACGAUUGAUGAAAAUAAACAGGGUUUUGUUGAUAAUGUCAGAAUCUGUGGUGGGUCUAUAGUCCUUGUACGGGACAACAAGGAAAUUGUCAUGCACGAAGAGGAGGGAGAGGAGGAGCAAGAGGAAAGAGUAAAAGCUAAACAAGAGAUUCUGGAUGAACACGAAGAUUCGCUAAGGAAGAGUACUGCUUUAUCGAUGCCUAGUUUAACUCAGGAUUCUUCAAUUUCAGUUAUCGCAGCUUACCAAUCUUACUUAGAAACUAUACGGAAAAUGGCACCCACUUAUUUCAGAAACAAGUUAAUUGAGGCCAUUUCUAGUCCUUUCAACCAGAGUGAGUAUGAGAAUCUGAUUGUGCAAGCUAGAAUGCGUAAUCCACAAGUGAAGCUCAAACACCUCCGCAGUGACUCCAUACCUUAUAAAACAAAUAUACCGGGCUCUUCAUAUUUUGAUUAUUUUCCAGAUCUUGCAAAAGCGGUAGAACAGGCUGAUUGCUACAAGGGUUUAGCUCUUAUGCGUGGCUUCUUCUUUUGGCUGAAGACAGUACAAGCUUUGAUAUGCGGGUUGAAUUGGGUUCGUGCCCACUAGGGAUUGAAGGGCAGGACAAAGG
Molecule: messenger RNA, 1138 nt
Organism: Dendrobium catenatum
Lineage: Eukaryota; Viridiplantae; Streptophyta; Magnoliopsida; Asparagales; Orchidaceae
Exons: 4
Coding region: 109-1116 (335 amino acids)
Source: RefSeq, a predicted model, not a curated record